AUGGCACAAUUUAAUUUUUAAAAAGCUAAAUUAUAUAGGAAAACGCGGGAAACUCAAAAACUUGAAACUGUUAAACCGACACCAAAAACUGUUUCAAAAUUAAUUUAAAUACAAAAAUGAAUAUGAAUCCUGUCUCCAAGACGAAUUCGUGGUCCACCUCAAUCGAUAAACUUAUGCUAUGGAGAGGAAGUUGGACAAAAUACGAUUCUAAAGUAUCGAACCCGCUCUUGCGUAUACACUACGAUCAACUUUUAGUUACUGCUGAAACAAAGAUAUUAGAAUCGUUUAACAUGCACAAUAAAAUAAAAGGGAUUUAUAAAGAAGACAUACUGAUCUUAAUUGUUAGCCAUUCUAGUAAAGAAAUAAGGAAAAUAAAGUUUCAAAUAAAAUAUGACGCGCCACAGUGCCUUCAGAGACUAAGCAAACAUUUUCCUGUGAUACACUACAAUCAUCAGGCGAAUCACAAUAUCGAUGUUAAAUAUCGAAACGUUGAUGAGGUCCUAAAAUUAGCAUUAGAAAAUAAGGAGAAAACAAAACCUUCCAAUUUGCCGUCAACGGCAACUUUGAGCAAUUUCGUAAAAUUGUGUUUGUUGGAUCCAACCUUCCCGCAAUUAGUUUUAGAAACAGAAAAAGUACUUAACGGUGAACUUUUCAAGAAUUAGAAUAAAUAAGAUUAAUUAUUUAUGAAAAGAAGGUUCAUUUUUGUGCAAUACCUAUUUUAUUUACGAACGCAUCAAUAACUUUGUAUGUACCGUUACUUCAUAUAUUAUCUGUGGCAGAUAUUUUCUGUUUGUGUUUUGAAAUUUGAAAAUUAAACGAAACGAUCGCAUUAACUUCUCUAUUUAUUUGUGAAUUUAUUGUGUCUAAAGUGAAAUAAAUUGCAUAAAACUACUUGUUUUCUCUCAUUAAGUAUGAAUCCGAAUAGAUAUAUACCCGGUCAGUCCAGUGUACUCCGAAAAUCGAGACUUGAGGGCAAAGUCUCGUUACUGCCAAAGCCGCGUCGUCCGGGCUCCACGGACCGCUUGUCCACGGAGGCGCGGAGGCCUAGCGCUGCGGGGCAUCGGUCUAGCAGUGCGGAGCCCGCUAGAGGGACAUUUGGAGUCGGCAGACUGAGUAGAGAGGCUUCUGCUACUAAGAUACCUUUGAAUGGAAGAUCUCGGUCCCAGCAAGGAGACAGGUUCGGCCAGUCUUCUAUGACACCUCUGAGAACCAGUAAUUACGCUGGCAGACCAACCACUACGCCUGUUAGGACUCCAUCAGAGGAUCGGGCCAGUCGUAACUGGCAAACAUCUUUGGAUAGAGCACUGGCAUUUGUUACCAUCAAAGAUCAGAGGCCUAUCUCAGCUGUAGCAUGGCAGCGCUCGGAGUGCGGGCGCGUGGGCGAAGCCCUGGCAGCACGGGCGGGGGGCGCAGGCCCGGCCGCCGCCCUCAUACGCCCGCUCACCAUCGCCAGAUUUGUGGAAAUAACCUCAGCUCUGUUGUCAGGCAUCACUGGAGAUGCUAAGCUUAACACUGAUAAUUAUGUUACCAAGCUCCCGCACUUGUCAAAGCGCGCGUUAUACCCGGGCACAGUGUCCAAGUCCUGGCUGAAGACCGUCAACACUCUGCACGCAUUCCCACAUGCAUUGGCGCUUAUUGCGUACCUGCUGGAUCUUGUCAACCAUAUCGAAAGGCCAAUUCUGGACGAUUGGAUUUACAUAAACAAAGAUGAAUUGUCCCGUUUGCGCAGAGACUAUGUGCGCAAGUGCUGGAUCAGAUUUCAGGACCCGGAACUGCCGUUUGAUGAUUUAAAUGAGGAGUAUCUGCAGAAUUUAAAAGAGCUACUUGGUAAUGAUGAGGAAAAGAUUGUUGAAUUGCAACAGACCAUUAAAAAGUACGAGACAGUCCUGGAAGACGAGGUGGAAGCCGCAGCCCGGGCAGAUGAAGCCCGGCGCGCGGAGCGGCGUGACGCGUUACUGUCGGCGCUGAAGGCGCAGCGCUCCGAGCGCAGAGCUGAUAGAGUUCGGUACGACGAGCUGUGUGUGAUGAGGAACGAUCUCAAUGAGAAUAUUAAACAUGUGGAGCAGGAGAUUGAGAGGGCCACCGCCGAAAGCCAGCAACUGAAACAAGAGCUAGAGAGUCAGACGAUGAGCGUGGAGGAUCGCACCAAGCUGCUGGACGAAGUGGACUACGCGCUGCGGGUGCAGGACUCCAAGAGAUCUCUCGCUGAACAGAUCGGGAAGAUGCUGUUAAGCAAGGAGACAGAACUAGCACUGUGGCAGAAGAAGUCUCUAGACAGCUGCUUGGAGUACAAGCAGGGUCUCAUUCACCUGUCUGCGCAGUUCCCUCAUCUCGCACACCUUGCCAUUGAUGAGAAAGAUCUUAUGUCGGUGUCGUGUGCUGAGCGUGUGUCGGGCGGGCUGGCGGAGCUGCGCAGUCUGGCAGCGACGCUGGCGCAGCGCCGCGCAGACCAUGCCAGAGAGAGGACUGCGCUCGCUAGGAAACGAGCUGCGCUGCUGGAUGAAACCCGCGCAGCUCUUCGCGAAAUACGCAGCUCAGUAUCGCGCACACAAUCUGCUCUGGACAGCGAGCGCAGCGCAGAAGCUCAAGCAGCUGCUUCAGCCGCCGCAGAGCUGAGCCGUCUGCGCGCCGCAGCCGAUGAGCUGCGGCAACGUGCUGAGAUACAUGCUGCGGCUGAAUCUGAACGGGUGUUUUGGGAGGAACAGCAUCAAAAAUGGACCAAAAACUUGACGGCACUACAAGAGUACAUCGAGACCCAACGCGCUGAGUCUAAACGUCUGUUAGAGUCGGCGCGAGAUAAGAGAGUCAAACUUAUUACGAAUAACCUGCAACAGUGGAACGAGAAACUGAACCAAUAGUUUAAUACAGACUUAUGUAAUAAUUACUGUUUCUAAACCCCACUCUUUUUUUUAUUAUAUUCAAUUUACAGAUACAGUUUUUUACAGAUUUAAAAUAGUAGAAGGUUAAUGUUCGAUGGGUGAAAUUUGGCUGAUUCAGAUAGGUUGACCUACAUGUGUAAGGUUGUAUUAUGGUACUAAAAAAUAACGUGAUAUGAAAUGAGUAAUGUUUUAAGGUAAAGGUAGCCCUUCCAUUCACAUAAUAAUUAGUUUCCGACCGCGGUUUCAUCCGUAUGGAAAACUAUUUCUCAUAUUCUAAAUAGCGUUUAAAAAUUGAUUUUUUAUUCGCGUUUGUGUUCGUUACUAUUGAUAUAAUUGUCGUGUAACUAGUUUUGAGUGUACACAAUAUUGCAGAAUUGUAUGCGCUGGCGCUUAUUGUGACGACAAAAUGUAAAUAAGUAAUGUAUGUUUAAGAUUUUCAUUAUGUAAUGUAAGUUUUGCAUGUCAUUAAAAUUAUGUCAAUUAUAAAGGCUUAACCCCUUACUUAUAAAAUCUCUAAUCACCUUCUAAGCAACAUUUUAACUAAUCACUACUUAAAGUCUUAAGUAGUGAUUAAAUGUUAGUUAAGACAUAUUGCUUAUGCAACGUUUAUAAGUAAGAAUUUUCUUAAACAGCCCUUAAGUAUUACUUAUAUUUAAUUCACGUUUAUAAGUAAGGGGGUUUAUGUAUAAGAUAAUAAAACUACUUCAAUAUUCAUAAAACAGUGUUAUUAGAUCAUCUUUUGUUGAUAUCCAUUUGUACACUACUUUCGACCGCUUGACACAUUUCUUUGAAGUCUGGCUGCGCCCAACCGUGUGUGGUAGAUGUCUUCUUGGAGUCAGAUUUCUUGGGCGGCGGCACGGCUGGCUUGAAUGCCAUCUCUGAUCCGUCGUACACUUUGAAUAUUUGAGAUGGUGUCCUGAGAAAUAAAGAAUCAUUAUUUUCGUGUACUUCAGGAGAGAA
This is a messenger RNA of Helicoverpa zea (corn earworm), 3839 nucleotides long. It is a transcript of the gene Ndc80, whose product is annotated as kinetochore protein NDC80 homolog. The transcript has 17 exons. Gene Ontology annotation, cellular component: Ndc80 complex. Gene Ontology annotation, biological process: attachment of mitotic spindle microtubules to kinetochore. The coding region runs from base 912 to 2858 and encodes 648 amino acids. Lineage: Eukaryota; Metazoa; Arthropoda; Insecta; Lepidoptera; Noctuidae. The record is from RefSeq and is a predicted model, not a curated record.